Molecule: messenger RNA, 321 nt
Organism: Chlorella variabilis
Lineage: Eukaryota; Viridiplantae; Chlorophyta; Trebouxiophyceae; Chlorellales; Chlorellaceae
Exons: 2
Coding region: 1-321 (106 amino acids)
Source: RefSeq, a predicted model, not a curated record
AUGUCGGGCACAGAGGCGAGGCAGGUUCUGCGCGCCUUGCUGCGGGCGGUGGACCGCAAUAUAACCGGCGCCACGGGCAACAGGCAGUGGAGGGAAUUUGUGAUUGCCGAGUUCCGGCGUGGGGAGCAGCUGGCAGACCCGGCGGAGCGGGAGCGGGCCCUGCAGCAGGCCAGAGACUACGCCUUCCUCAUACACAGCGUCAGGGAGCACAAGGAGCUGCUGCUGUCUUACAACAUUGGCAUCCCUGUGGAGCGGCGGGAGAAGGACAUGAACGUGCGGGCGGCCAACAUGGUGGGUCUGCAGUUCCCCAAGCUGGAGUGA